AUGGGCGUGCGUGUGUUUGUGCAGGAGCGCUCCGCCCGGGUAGGUGGCAGUGGCGACGCCCUGCGGGAAGAAGGGCAACUGCGUGGUGCUGCUACCCUGUGGCGCCCCCUGGCUGAGGUAGCUGCUGCUGCAGAGGGAGGAGAUUGGGAAGAUGUGCGGCAUCUGCUGGAACACCUGUCUCGCCGGCGCCAUCUGGUGGAAGUAGUAACUGGACACGUGUCCGCCGCCGCCACAGCUGCCACGGCAACCACAAGCGCCGCAGCCCAUAGGCUGUUGCUGCUGGGGGUGAAAGCCGCUGUUGAUGAGAAAGUAGGAAAGAACUAUUACAGCUACACUGCCAAGAAGUACAAGAGCCAAAUAGUGGCAGGGACCAAUUACUUCAUCAAGGUUCAUGUAGGAGGAGACGACUACAUCCACAUCCGUGUGUUUGACCCACUUCCCGUAUAUGGCAACAAGAAGGAGCUGGGCGGUGUCCAAACCAACAAAACUGAAUCUGAUGAGAUUACCCUGAACCUUAACAAAGUUGAGGGUGAUGUCCAUGUUGGCUUCAACAAGCUCUUGGCUGAACUCAACAAAGACGGAGCCCCAUAUGCACUGAGUCUGGCCAAUCGCCUCUAUGGAGAGAAGACCUACAAGUUUGUUGAGAAAUUCCUUGAUGACACUAAGACACUCUACCUUGCCGAGUUGGAGGCUGUUGACUUCAUCUCAAAUGCAGAGGCGGCCCGAGUAAAAAUCAACAAAUGGGUGGAGAAAAAGACACAAGAGAAAAUCAAGGAUCUGUUGGCUAAAGGGGAUGUGGAUGAUGAAACAAGACUUGUGCUGGUAAACGCCCUCUACUUCAAAGGCGACUGGGAGAUGAAGUUCUACAGGGGCAAUACCACUGAAGUACAAUUUAAGAUCAACAAGAAUGAAAGUAAGCCUGUGCAAAUGAUGCAUCAGACGGCUACAUUCCCCUUUACCUACGUCCCCGAUGUCGACUGCCAGAUUCUGGAACUCCCCUAUGAGGGUAAAGACAUGAGCAUGCUCAUUAUGCUCCCAAACAACAUGGAGGACAACACCACUGGACUGGAGAAGCUGGAGCAGAUGCUCACGUAUGACAAACUUGUGGAGUGGACCAGGCCUGACAUGAUGCACACCGUGGAGGUCAAGGUGGGUCUCCCCAGGUUCAAGCUGGAAGAGACCUAUGACCUCAAGGAGAUCCUGGUCAGCAUGGGCAUGGUGGAUACCUUUAGCCCCCAGAAGUGUGACUUCUCCGGCAUGUCCUGCAACAAUCUGGUUCUGUCCAAGGUCGUGCACAAGUCCUUUGUGGAAGUGACCGAGGAGGGCACUGAGGCAGGCGCAGCUACAGCUGUCACAGCUACACUUACCAGUAUGCCUCUGAUACAAAAAAUGUUCAUGGCGGACCACCCCUUCCUCUUCUUCAUCCGACACAACCCCACACAGAGCAUCCUCUUCUAUGGCCGCUACAGCUCCCCUUAAGCUGAGGCUAGAGUGGUAAAGAAGUCUACAUAGAAAGAUGUCUCAGGAAUGUCUGAAGAGAUCCUGUGUCUGACUAACUACCUGUAACCUAAAGUCUUACUAUAA
Clupea harengus (Atlantic herring) is the source of this 1584-nucleotide messenger RNA. RefSeq names its product leukocyte elastase inhibitor-like. Bases 1 to 1479 code for a protein of 492 amino acids. Gene Ontology annotation, molecular function: serine-type endopeptidase inhibitor activity. The record is from RefSeq and is a predicted model, not a curated record. The transcript is spliced from 8 exons. Lineage: Eukaryota; Metazoa; Chordata; Actinopteri; Clupeiformes; Clupeidae. Gene Ontology annotation, biological process: negative regulation of endopeptidase activity.